UGAGGUACUAAUAUGCACUCUUUGUUACUAAUAUUUACCUCUGAGGUACAAAUAUCCACUCUUGUGGUAAAAGUGUAGUUACCAUGGUCUUUUGGUUUUAACUAUAGUAAAACCAUGGAUGAUUUUUGUAAGGGAAUAUGUACCUCUGAGGUACCAAUAUGUGCUCUUAAGCUACUAAUGUGCGCCCGGUACCAAUAUGUACCUCUGUGGUACCAAUUUGUGCUCUUUGAUACCAAUAGUACAGUAGACAAAAGUAAAGUUCAAACUGAAUAGUUUUGGGUUUAACACCUGUUCCCACUUUAUAUUUUGAGCCACUUCUGUGGAUGUGAUCUGAUAAAGGUUAAGGCCUAAAAUAUAAAUUAUUCUGAGGGACACAAGGUUGCGGGUUAAGGUAAUUUCACUCAGAAAGCCACUUUCUCCUUCAUGAAAUUGCUGAAAUGUUCUUGAACUUUACGUCAGACUGAAACACAAGAGUCAUUAAACUAAUAUUUUCAUAUGACCAGCAAGUUUCCAUUGGCGCUAAAACCAAGGCCUCUAAUAGAGACUAAUGCAGUGUUUUGUCAUUGAUGAAGCACUGGUUUGAAUGCAGUAUUGGGUGUGUUUUGCACAGCUUUCUAAGAUCCACUUGCCUGGUUUUGUAGUUUUCACCCUAGACUUGUCUCAGUCAAUAAAAGCAUUGUUGUGAGCUAUACAAAUUGGUACAAUGUAAUAUUUGGCUGCUGUGUUGUGUACACAGAGCAGAUAUCAAUGUAUACAAUCAUUUAUUUGGCAUGUCACAAAGUACCUAUUUUUAUUUUGUCACAGUGUGAACUUGCCCUAGUGACCUAUACCAAAGAGACAUUGUGCAUUUCCGGUCUGUUAUAUCCUAAAAUUACUUUGAAGAUAAGUGUGCUUGUACUUUACAGAACGUCGUGAAUGGAAACAGCUGCAGUGAGACAUCCAAUGUUCUUGUGUGGGUAGUCUUCAUGCACUGGCCGUUAUCUCUAACAACAUGUUUACAGUAAUAACAGAUAGGCCGUCGUGUCCGAGGCACAUCCUUGACACACAGGGUCGCCACCGUGCGUUGAGUGAUGGUGCAGUUUUAUCUGCGAGGUGACGAGCCCGUGGCCUUGUACGACUGGGACUAUAAAGGGGCAGAAAAAGCCAGCCGCUCCUCAGAUACCACAUUUACUUCACUGUGCCCUUAUUUCACUCGUAGUCCUUCAUUCGUUAGGAGGAAUUUCAUAAUGUUGCCUGCGACGUUCAAACUGUGUGCUGGCAUUUCUUACAGGCACAUGAGAAACAUGACAGGUCUGAGAAAGAAUGCAAUGAUUGCAAUCCAUCAUGAGCUGAACAAGCUUUCUGGCCCGGGGCCCAGUGCCUGGAUCAGGCACGUCCGAAGAAGGAGCUCCCUGCUAAGCAGUCGGAUUGAAGAGGAGACGUACAAUGAGGCUGAGCAGUGUUAUGUGCAGCAGGGACAAGAAGCUCUGCAGAAGUCUAUCAGCAUCCUCAGUGACCAGGAUGGCUGGCAAACCGAGAUUGAGACUGCCAAUGGAGAUAAGGUGAUGAGUAAAGUAUUGCCAGACAUAGGGAAGGUUUUCAAACUAGAGGUGGUAUUGGAACAGCAAACUGAUGAUCUUUAUGAAGAGCUGGUGGAGAACAUGGAACAAAUGGGGGAGUGGAACCCCAAUGUCAAACGAGUCAAGAUCCUUCAGAAAAUCGGUCCGGAGACUAUGAUCACACAUGAGGUUUCGGCCGAGACACCUGGGAAUGUGGUGGGCCCUAGAGACUUUGUUAGUGUCCGCUGUGCUAAACGAAGAGGAUCCACGUGCUUCCUGGCCGGGAUGUCCACUCAGCACCCGGGAAUGCCUGAACAGAGAGGAUUUGUAAGGGCUGAGAAUGGACCCACCUGUAUCGUGAUGCGACCGAGUGCAGAUGAUCCCAAUAAGACAAAGUUUACUUGGUUGCUCAGUUUAGACCUGAAGGGUUGGAUCCCAAAGACCGUCAUCAACCGGGUACUCUCGCAGACCCAGGUGGAUUUUGCAAACCAUCUCAGACACAGAAUGACAUCUGGUGGAGAAGCAGUCAUUGCUUGCUAACAUCCAAGCUGAGACCCCCUAAAACACUGACGCCAUAACAUCCAAGCUCUCGACACCAUCUCCCAAACAAUGACCGCUAUUCUUAGCAUAGCGUACACUUUUAAUCUCUGCGUUACACUUUACAGGUUCAUGAUUAAGGUUCAUUUUAACGUACCGUUUCCUAAAGCAUGGAAGUUUAAGUGGUCCACUAAAUAUGCUGCUGUUUGUUUGAUCCAUUGCAUUUAGAAUAAGAAAUGACUGCAUUGUUCUGUUGUCAUUGGACUUUGUAUGCACAUAAUUGUGAUGAAUCAAAAAUGCUUUGCAGGGGUAACUGGGUCAUCGCAAUGUAGUUUUGGUAUGCUGGCAGAGUUUCAAUGAUUUUAAACUUGAAUUAGUCAACUAGUAUCACUGUCAGCUCAAUAUUGUGGCUCAUACUUCCUCUUACUCUUUCCUACUUCUGCAAAUUCCCUGUAAUAAUCCCCUCCACUAUAGGGCUUAUAGUUCCUAUUUUUAUUAUUAUUUGUAUAAAUUAAAAAGAGAAGUAUUUAUUUUAAGUUAAUAUUAUCGCAUCACCCUGUAACAGGA
Paramisgurnus dabryanus is the source of this 2642-nucleotide messenger RNA. It is a transcript of the gene star, whose product is annotated as steroidogenic acute regulatory protein. Gene Ontology annotation, cellular component: mitochondrion. Lineage: Eukaryota; Metazoa; Chordata; Actinopteri; Cypriniformes; Cobitidae. Gene Ontology annotation, biological process: intracellular cholesterol transport; steroid biosynthetic process; regulation of steroid biosynthetic process. The record is from RefSeq and is a predicted model, not a curated record. Gene Ontology annotation, molecular function: cholesterol transfer activity; cholesterol binding.